Phytomonas sp. EM1 is the source of this 210-nucleotide messenger RNA. The record is from the annotation of a GenBank genome assembly. Lineage: Eukaryota; Euglenozoa; Kinetoplastea; Trypanosomatida; Trypanosomatidae.
AUGACAGGGAUCAAGGAUGAAAUCCGGGCGAUUCAGGCCUUUGAGGAGUCCGACUCCGUCGACGAGUACGUGAAUAAGGUGCGGAACCUCCUGGAGAAGCAAAAGGCGGAUAUGGAUCAAAUAGUCAAGAUGCUCGUCUCGAUUAGUGAUAUGCUCAAGGAUGAGGAGGAUCUCUCCAAGACGUUGAAUUCGUCAAAUAAGAUACGCUAA